Messenger RNA from Rubroshorea leprosula, 1056 nucleotides. The record is from the annotation of a GenBank genome assembly. Lineage: Eukaryota; Viridiplantae; Streptophyta; Magnoliopsida; Malvales; Dipterocarpaceae.
CUUCCUUCAGCAGCCAGCAACCAUUCUCUCUCUUUCUCUUUGGUCAAUAGCGGUCUCAUCUCACCAAUCUUUCUUUCUGUUGCUGUCUCCUCCCCCUUGAUUUCCCCUUUCUUCAAAGAAAACAACCGACAGCCAUCCCUUUUUAUCUAGAUCACCAAUGAUCUUGGUUCUGCUCUUGUCAUGGAUCCUUGCUGUUUGGUUUCACCAUAUUCGAAUCCUUUCCACGCCAAAGAACCCUUAUUUCGCUUAAUCGAAAGCCAUCAUAUCGAACCCACCUUCUCGAACCGUUCCGUAGUCCAGCACCUACCAUGCCGGCGAGUGAGCAGCAAGACGAGGGAGAGUAUAAUCAGAUCUGCCAACUGGUGAUGGAGGUGAUGUGCACGUGAAACUCCGGUGACUCGGCAAGAUUUCUAUCCCCCUGCGACUCGAAUAGAUUUGCAGAUCUGUACUGCUACAGAGCACGAAUGGGGUGAUAAAAAGCUGACGUCAAAGCAGAUUGAAGGCCCAAAUACAUUUUUGCAGAUGUUUGUAAAAGGGUAAAGAUCGGAGAGGCCCAAAUGCAAUGUUGCAGAUUCUGGUAAAGAAGAAACAGAUCAGAGAAGCCCAAAAGCCGUGGAACCAAAAGGCCCAAAGAGAUGAUUUCUGGAAUGUUCCUUUUAGGGUUUUUAAGGUUUCUUUGUUUGGGUAUAAAUAGAGGGGUUUUAGGAGCAGAAUGGAGGAGGUCUUUUUGGUUUUGAGUUGGGUAUUGAGAACGGCGGUAGAAAGAAGAGGAGUUCUGUUAGAGAGAGGUGGUGGUUUGGGAGGAGAUUUGGGUCUAUCUUUGUAAGUAAUUUUCUGAACAGAGGAGUUUUCUGGGAAUGGUGGUGAAGGGGACGAUGGGAGCCUGGUCCCAUGGGUGGGAUCCCUCCCAUCCAGAUCUAGAUCUAUCUUCCUUAAAAAACUCCGUCGUGGGUGUCUCUUUUAUUUUGUUGAUUUUCUCUGUAGUUUCUUAGAUUCAAUGUUUAAGUUUGUAUGCAUUUACUGGAAAAUGAAUGAGAAUCAAAAGUUGUUCAGUUU